UUGGUCUUUUGGAAGUGACCCAAAUCGAGUGAGGGAAGAGGGAGGAAAAUCCCCUGGAUCCCUGCAGGGUUAAUUUAUUCAAAAAGGAAAUAAGAGAAAAAUACUCAACAUGCAAAAGUCUUGUGAAGAAAAUGAAGGAAAAGCACAGAACAUGCCAAAGGCUGAGGAAGACCGCCCUACGGACGCUGUACCACAGGAGGCAGAAAGAAAUCCUCAAUCUUCUGAAGAAGGUGUAAGCCAGGAAGCAGAAGGAAACCUUAGAGGAGGGCUGACUCAGCCUGGUCAGGGAUAUAAAGAGGACACUCCGGUUGGGCAUUUGGACCCAGAAGAAAUGAUAAAAGGAGUAGAUGAGUUGGAAAGGCUUAGGGAAGAGAUAAGAGUAAGAAACAAGUUUGUGAUGAUGCAUUGGAAACAAAGACAUUCACGCAGCCAUCCUCAUCCUGUGUGCUUUAGGCCUUGA
This is a messenger RNA of Mesoplodon densirostris (Blainville's beaked whale), 460 nucleotides long. RefSeq names its product transcription elongation factor A protein-like 8. The coding region runs from base 110 to 460 and encodes 116 amino acids. The record is from RefSeq and is a predicted model, not a curated record. NCBI's taxonomy places the organism in Eukaryota, Metazoa, Chordata, Mammalia, Artiodactyla, Ziphiidae. The transcript has a single exon.